AACUUAUCCAAGCGUUACAUAAGUUUAGCUCCUGAUCAUUGUACCGGGGUUUCAAUCGGAGACGAAAUUGAAACCAGUGGAACAAAUCAAAAUUUUAAGAAAUCUUAUUCUUUGAGUGUUGAGCUAACUCAAUAAAAUUUGUGAAGAUGCAUAAGUUCGUCGCUCUGUUUGUUAUCCUGUGCAGUAUCAGUGUUGGAUUUUCGAUCCCUGUUCGAAAUGCUAUCGUGUACUACCGGCAAGCAUUGCCUUACAUGGCCCCUCAGCAGACUAUGUAUGGAUUCCAUUAUCAGAAUCAACAACUGCAAAACGAGCGUCGUUCGGCAGGAGUCUCUGCUUUCGCUGCCGGAAACACUAUUGCUGCUGGAACAUAUCUGAAGGAUGUUGAAAGUGCCGAGCUACCCGCCCAAGAUGAGCAGAAUGUGCAAGCUGCAGCUGAAGCUCAACCAGAGUCCGAAAUCAUCCCAGUCGAAGACGAACCUCUGAGCGAUGUUCCCUCCGUUAGCGAUCAGGAAGCAGACGAAACGAAUGCUGAUGAACCCGCCGCCGCUGCUGUGAUCCCAGCUGUCGUUCCGGAUAAGAAGAAGAAGGUCAUCGUUCAGCUCGAAUCCGCCGAGGAUGAAGAACAAGAUCUUAAUGUCGCUCGUCGUGGCGGAAAGGUACCAGCCCUCCCGAACAGCUAUUUCCCAAUAAAUUUUGGAAGCACCAACGGUGGUGCCAUCGCUAUCGCCAACUCGUACAGCACCGGAAAGGGAGGAUCCGCCACUAGCACUGCUACCGCUUACGGAAGCCCAGCAGCCGCUGAGCUGAGAAGACUUUCGCCUGCCCAGUUGAAACAGAAGCCGGCCAAACUUCGCGCAAGAAAACAUUAGGAAACCUAAUGAAAACGGAAGCUGCCCAGUGUUCUUAGCGAUAAGCGUCCUAAAUUAUUAGGUGAAAAUCAACUCCGCCGUAGGUUUAGGAAGCAAAAGUGCAAACUCGAAUCGACUAGCGUUUAAUUUUUGCAAAUCUACAAGCAUCCAUUAUUUAUUGUAAUUAACAGUGACCUCUCCCGAAGUCAUCUCAAAUAUACGAUUCUGGAAAUCAAUAGUAACAA
Messenger RNA from Toxorhynchites rutilus septentrionalis, 1093 nucleotides. RefSeq lists its product as uncharacterized. The transcript has 3 exons. Lineage: Eukaryota; Metazoa; Arthropoda; Insecta; Diptera; Culicidae. The coding region runs from base 147 to 869 and encodes 240 amino acids. The record is from RefSeq and is a predicted model, not a curated record.